AAAAAAACAAAAAGUUUCAUCGUACCUUUGCUUAAUUUCCUGAUAAGUGACCGUAGUUUUUCUGCACAAAAAUUAAUGAUCACCAGUUCUUUUCGCAUAUAAGUAGUCAACAGUAGUUUAGAUCAUAGUAAUAGCUAAGUUUAGUUGAAUACUACGCUGUGAAGCCUCAGACAACUUCCAUGUCCAGCAUGGUUCAAACUUUAUCUUCCAUGGCCAACACCAUACUUGACCAAUCAACUGUUAUAGCUGUUACUGUAUUUGUGGCUCUCCUCUGUGCAUGCAUAGUAAUCGGUCACCUGGUGGAAGAGAAUCGAUGGGCUAAUGAAUCAAUAGCUGCCCUUCUGCUGGGAUUGGCCUCUGGAGCUGUGGUAUUGCUUGUCAGUAAAGGCCAAAGUUCACGAGUGUUGGUUUUCAAUGAGGAUUUAUUCUUCAUAUAUCUGUUGCCCCCAAUCAUUUUCAAUGCUGGUUUCCAGGUCAAGAAAAAACGAUUUUUCAAAAAUUUCUCGGUGAUAUUGUUGUUUGGGAUAUUCGGAACAGUUAUAUCUUUCUGCCUUAUAACUCUGGGUGCCUUUCUAUUGUUUAAAAAGAUUGGUAUAACAUCCUUGACUAUGAAAGAUUGUCUAGCUAUUGGUGCAAUAUUGUCGGCAACAGAUUCAGUAUGUACAUUGCAGAUCCUCAGUCAAGAGCAAACACCCUUCCUUUACAGUGCUGUCUUUGGUGAGGGGGUGGUGAAUGAUGCAACCUCCAUUGUACUUUUCAAUGCAGUCCAGUCAAUUGACUUCAGUAAUAUCGAUGGCUUGACAGCAUUAAAGUUGUUGGGAAACUUCUUAUACCUCUUCUUCACGAGUACUAUUCUGGGUAUUGCUGUGGGACUCUUGAGUGCUUUUGGGAUAAAGACACUGUACUUUGGAAGGCAUUCAACGGAUAGAGAAGUUGCAAUCAUGAUGCUCUUGGCAUAUCUAUCAUAUAUGGUGGCUGAGCUGUUGUCGCUAAGUGGAAUUCUGACAAUUUUCUUCUGUGGUAUUGUCAUGUCACAUUACACAUGGCACAACGUAACUGAAAGCUCUCGUGUAACAACCAAGCAUGCAUUUGCCACACUAUCUUUCAUAGCAGAAACUUUUAUAUUCAUUUACGUGGGAAUGGAUGCAUUGGACAUCACAAAGUGGAAAGAAAGCAAUGCGAGUGCAGGAACUUCAAUUAUUGUUAGUUUGGCCUUGUUUGCACUCGUAUUGGUAGGAAGAGCUGCCUUUGUUUAUCCUAUUUCUUGCAUUCUAAAUUGCACUAAACAAGGCAGUGAAGAGAUUGAGCUAAAGAAGCAGUUCAUUAUAUGGUGGGCAGGUCUAAUAAGAGGUGCAGUCACUAUUGCUUUAGCCUACAACCAGUUCUCAUCGUCUGGGACUACAUCUGCAAAUGUGGACGCUAUGAUGAUUACUUGUAUCAUCAUUGUUGUUCUAUUUAGUACAGUGGUUUUUGGUUCCGUGACAAAGCCUCUGAUUCAAGCAGUGCUACGAAACAAUGCAAACCCAUUGACUUCUGGGGAAAAUGAUUUUGCAAGUUUAGAAGACCUGAGACUCUUGUCUCUGGAAAAUGGAGGGGCAGUAGAUAAUGGCAACAACCAAUCAGCCCCAAGGCGAAGUAAACUCCAAUUGUUCAUCAGACAUCCAACAUCAACUGUUCAUCACCUUUGGAGGAAAUUUGAUGAUAAAUUCAUGAGACCAGUUUUCGGUGGACGAGGCUUUGUUCCUUUUGUUCCUGGUUCACCAAGAAGUGCAGCAGAAGAAACCUCCGAUUUAAACAACUCAAACUGACAACUACAUUCAGGAAUGAAUUUCGUGGCGAUUGCUCAAAUACAGCCAUUUUCAGGUUGACAGAAAAGAUCAAGCCAACAAUUCCAAGAAUUUCUGCCCUGUUUAAGCAUAUCUGAUGAUAUGCUAAGAAGCCUGUGGAAAUAUGUAUUUUGUUUGUUUCAAUCUACCACUUGAACAUGUGCUUGGUAUCAGCUUAAAUUACUGUCAUGGGACUAGUUUGAUACUAGAUGAUAGUUUUCAUGUAAACUGACAUAUUUGAAUCACUCACAAAAUUACCCUACA
This is a messenger RNA of Coffea eugenioides, 2090 nucleotides long. RefSeq names its product sodium/hydrogen exchanger 1-like. The record is from RefSeq and is a predicted model, not a curated record. The transcript is spliced from 14 exons. Gene Ontology annotation, molecular function: sodium:proton antiporter activity. Bases 180 to 1808 code for a protein of 542 amino acids. NCBI's taxonomy places the organism in Eukaryota, Viridiplantae, Streptophyta, Magnoliopsida, Gentianales, Rubiaceae. Gene Ontology annotation, cellular component: membrane. Gene Ontology annotation, biological process: sodium ion transport; regulation of pH; proton transmembrane transport.